Messenger RNA from Drechmeria coniospora, 1506 nucleotides. RefSeq names its product aldehyde dehydrogenase ALDH. NCBI's taxonomy places the organism in Eukaryota, Fungi, Ascomycota, Sordariomycetes, Hypocreales, Ophiocordycipitaceae. The transcript is spliced from 3 exons. The record is from RefSeq and is a predicted model, not a curated record. The coding region runs from base 1 to 1506 and encodes 501 amino acids. Gene Ontology annotation, molecular function: oxidoreductase activity, acting on the aldehyde or oxo group of donors, NAD or NADP as acceptor.
AUGACUUCCUGCGAACCCCUCCAGCUCGUUGCACCCAACGGCGUCAAGUACAGCCAGCCGACGGGCCUGUUCAUCAACAAUGAGUUCGUCAAGGCCUCUUCGGGCCAGACGAUAACCUCCAUCGAUCCGGCCACCGAGAAAGAAAUCGCCACGGUCCAAGCGGCGAGUGCCAAGGACGUCGACGCCGCCGUCGAGGCCGCUCACAGGGCACUCCGCCACCCCUCGUGGAAGCAGCUCGCCGCCUCGGACAGGGGCCACCUGAUGAGCAAGCUCGCCGAUCGCCUCGAAGCAAACAAGCAGCUCUUUGCCACCAUAGAAGCCUGGGACAAUGGCAAAACCUACGCCGAGGCCCUCUCGGUCGACAUCGAGGAGGCCAUCACCGUCUUCCGCUACUACGCGGGCUGGGCCGACAAGAUAUGCGGCCAGACCAUCUCCACGACGCACCAAAAGUUUGCCUACACGCUCCGCCAACCCAUCGGUGUCGUCGGCCAGAUCAUCCCCUGGAACUACCCCCUCUCCAUGGCUUCCUGGAAGCUCGGCCCGGCCCUGGCCUGCGGCAACACGGUCGUCAUCAAGGCCGCCGAGCAGACGCCCUUGAGCAUCCUCGUCCUGGCCCGGAUGAUCAAGGAGUCGGGCUUCCCGCCCGGCGUCGUCAACGUCAUCAACGGCUACGGCAGGGAAGCGGGCACCGCCUUGGUCGAGCACCCGCGCGUCGACAAGGUCGCCUUCACCGGCUCCACGGCCACGGCCAAGACCAUCAUGAAGAUGGCCUCGGCGACGCUCAAGAACAUCACGCUCGAGACGGGCGGCAAGUCGCCCCUGCUCGUCUUUGACGACUGCGACCUCGAGCAGGCGGUCAAGUGGUCCCACCUCGGCAUCAUGUCCAACCAGGGCCAGAUCUGCACGGCAACGUCGCGCAUCCUCGUCCAAGACUCCAUCUACGACAGGUUUGUCGAGCAGUUUGCCCACACCACCAAGACGGUGAGCCGCGUCGGGCAUCAGUGGGACCCCGAGACGUAUCAGGGGCCCCAGGUCUCCAAGGCGCAGUAUCAGCGCGUGCUCGAGUACAUCGAGCUCGGCAAGUCCGAGGGCGCCACCGUCAUCUCGGGAGGCAAGCCCUUUGACGUCAACUCCAAGGGCUUCUUCGUCGAGCCGACCAUCUUCACCAACGUCACCAACGAGAUGCGCAUCUUCCAGGAGGAAAUAUUCGGCCCCGUCGUCGUCAUCAGCCGCUUCGCCGACGAGGAGGAGGCGGUCCGCCGCGCCAACGACUCCGCCUACGGCCUGGGCGCCGCCGUCUUCACCAAGGACCUCGAGCGCGCCCAUCGCGUGGCCUCGGAGAUUGAGGCCGGCAUGGUCUGGAUCAACAGCAGCCAGGACAGCGACCCACGCGUCCCCUUUGGCGGCGUCAAGCAGAGUGGCAUCGGCAGGGAGCUCGGCGAGGCCGGCCUCGAGGCCUACAGCCAGGUCAAGGCCGUCCACGUCAACAUGGGGAGCCGACUGUGA